Molecule: messenger RNA, 1026 nt
Organism: Asparagus officinalis (garden asparagus)
Lineage: Eukaryota; Viridiplantae; Streptophyta; Magnoliopsida; Asparagales; Asparagaceae
Product: cytochrome c-type biogenesis protein CcmE
Exons: 2
Biological process (GO): protein-heme linkage; cytochrome complex assembly
Cellular component (GO): plasma membrane
Molecular function (GO): heme binding
Source: RefSeq, a predicted model, not a curated record
CAAUCCGACCCUCGACCGCCGACCCCCUCCUCUCUUUCUCCUCAAUUUUGCUCCCCGAGACGCAGGUCCCAAAAAUCUCCUCUCCAAAAGAUCAGACCAAUUCCUAGGGUUUCCUCAUCGCGCUUUGUCUCAAUGGCAUCCCGAAUCCUCAACUCUCGCCUCAGAUCUCACCUCUCCCCUCUCCUCCGCUCCUCCAAAUUCCACCUCCAACCCCUAAACCCUAACCCUAACCCUAAUUCUCCCCUCAGUCCUCUCCUCCGACAGCGCCUCUGGACCUACGCUCUCACCUUCAGCUGCGUCGCAGGAUUCAUUGUCAUCGUGCUCGCCAACUUCCAGGAUCAGCUCGUUUUCUAUAUAACGCCGACGGACGCGAUGCAGAAGUACAAGGAGAAUCCGGCGAGGACCAGGUUUCGAUUGGGUGGGCUUGUUCUUGAGGGGAGCGUCGCUCAUCCGAGCUCCAGCUCGCCGGAGAUGGAGUUUGUCAUCACCGAUCUUAUCACCGACAUUCUCGUCAGGUACGAGGGCUCACUGCCUGAUCUAUUUAGGGAAGGGCAUUCAGUGGUGGUUGAGGGGUUUGUGAAAAAGUUCGAGGGGGAGGAGGGAGCGGGUAAAGGGGGACACAAGGUUUCAGAUAAGGCGAAGAUGGAAGAUUGUUAUUUCAAGGCAACUGAGGUGUUGGCGAAGCAUGAUGAAAAGUAUAUGCCGGCGGAGGUAGCAGCAGCAAUUGAGAAGAAUAAGAAGAAGCUUGAAGCAGAUGCUGCAGAAGCAGCAGCAGAAGCAACAGCCGUUGAAGCAGCUCAAAGCUGAUCCUGGUUCAGGUUUUUUCUUUUCUGAUUCUUUGCUUUCGGAUUAUUGUUUUUGCUUAGAUGGCCGUUAUUGGUUAUUCAUUGGUUGACCAACAUUUUUGGACUCAAUGUUGUUGUAAUUCGUAUCAUUUUUGACCUGAGAGUUGGAUGAAAAUAAAGGACAUGAUAUAAUGUAUUAACAUGAAAAAGAGAAAGAAAUGUAUAAUUUGUUCUUUUUUAA